AUCUGUGUCAAAAAUACAUGUGGUAUUUAAAAAUUGCUUUUUAUAUACGUAGCUUUUCUUUUUUGAUUUUAGUCAAAUAAAAAGGAAUAGAUGGCACCUUUGCCUAAUUAACACUGUCGUAAAAAAGAAAAGAAGUAGGGCUUUUGAAGUCGUUCCAUCCCUUUCUCUGCCUCAAUGGUUACUGUAGUUAUCAAAUUACCCUGCACAAAAGGUAGUGCGCCUGAUCGAUCUGCCCAUACCAUUGGCAUAUUGUAGAGGCGAAUACUCUAUUUCUUUGGUGUUUUUAUCAGUGGCUCUUCUGGAACCGCUAUGGGGUGUAAAGGGUUAAUGGCAAAUGUGUAGUGCUACUUGGUGUCGAUGUUCCUAUUUGGCUUCGUUUACGUGACAAACAGCAGUUAAGAUCUAUGUAAUAUUUAGUAAAUGAAAUUGAUGGUUUUCUGCUGUUAAAUGAUGGUUUGGACCUUGAGAUGUUAAAAGAAUUAAUGCCGCCAAUGAAAUAUCGUAUUAUUUUCAAUAAUGAACGAAACAAAUUAAAAGUGAUCAAACAACCAGAAUCAAUCGACUUAAAUUUAAGAACAGCUGAUGCUUCAGAUGUAUGCACUACAUCCGUUAUUUCGCCAAAAGUAGGUCAUACAACAUUAGGAAUUCAUAAAAAAAGCUUAAGUUAUUUACUGCAAGAUAAAAAUUGCGUGUAUUCGGAACCGGUAGGAUUAAAUAGUUUUAAUAUCGAAGAUUACGAAGUUCUAAGAAAAUGGGCUACGUUUCUCUGUUCCUACAUGGCAAAAGAAAUGCUAGGCUCCAACGCACUUGAUAACUGUUUUACCACCUUGAUCAAUGAACCACUCGAUGCAGAAACUGUAAUGAAAGAAAUAAUCCAAACUCGUUCGUUAAAAUCAUAUGUGAUAGACAGCUUAAAACGUUAUCAUAGUCUGUCCGACCUAAUGCACAUUUUACCGGUGUGCGCCGAUGUACGACUCGAUAAUUAUCGCGGUAACAGUAAACAUGAAAUUGAACAAUUUCUUAACAUUAUUGAUACGAUCACAAAAUCAGUUUUAUUAACAACAACAAUAGAAUCUAUGCCGUAUGAAAGUCAACGUUAUUUGGGAAACUUUAUCAAAAAGAAUGACCUACCGCUGCCGUUUGCCUAUUAUACGUGGAAUAAAUUCAAUAACAUGGCCGAAUAUAAAAUAAAUUUCAAUUUACUUGCUGAAACCAUGUGUUCAAACUCUGAAAGAUAUCUUCUGCAAACUGGUAGUAGCUCAGCCAUGGGAUUGGGAAAAACAAGCAUUCUGCAAUAUAUUUUUCAAGAUAAACGCAGUGAAUCGUUAAAUACGGAAGGGAAUGAGAAUCUUCGUGCUGGUUGUAUUGACGUAUUAUUUGGAACAACGAUCGGCCAUCAGAAAAAUGAAUCAUACGUCGUAUUUGACGUACAUGGCACUUUAAAUGUAUUAAACGAAGAUAUUAUCACUGCCACACAAGAACACUGCUCAUUACAAAUUUUGUACGUUACGGAACAAGACAUUGAUAGCUCUUUCCUAACUUCAACCAUGAACUAUUCAAACAAUGUUAGAUCAAAGCCAACAAUUGUCGUCGUAUUUGAUACUGAUUACGAAGACAGGCCAACGACAGGAGAUAAAAUAAGUGAUACAUUCCGCCGUCAAUAUCAAACACAAAACUGGCCCAAUGUGACUUGGAUUACGGCACCAAUUUUUAAAGGAUCAAGCGGAAUCGGUGCCAGUACAAAGUUCAAGCAUGCAAGACGUGCACAGAGUGUACAACAAUCGUUUCAUAGAGCACUAGGAACAUUAGAAACAAAAAUACAUGGCCAAAGACAAUGUACAUCAAUUUUUGCUAUUCAGUGGUAUUACACGACAGUCAGAAUGUCAUCCAAUGUCAGUCCUCCACCCGCUUGUUGCUUUGAAAUCGAAAAUCGUCUGCACGAUCUAUUUGGCGGGCUAGAUGGUGAAACUGAAAAUCUAUUUAUAGUAACGCCUAUUAGUUAUCUAGAUUCCGAAAUUAAGCAAUGUGAAAGAGAGUUACAACAAAAUUUGGAUGUCUCACAAACGGAACUGAAUGUCAAACUUCAAGACUUACGAGAACAACGACAGAGGAUUAACCAAAUUUCAAUUCACACAGCCUUUUUCAUUGAAUUAUUAACAGAACGUUCUUAUAUUGAACUGCUCAUGACUGAAAUUUUUUUAGAAAAGUGGCGUUCAAAGUUCGAAUCAACAUUACACGAACAAUUAACAGCUGCUAAAAACGAAGCUCUAAGAUAUAGUUCAAAAGUGAAACAGUUAGAAGAACAACGUUCAGUGGAAGUGAAAAAUAGUAAUCACUCAAGAAUGGAAAAUAUACAUAAUCAGCUACAAAUCGUUCAAUCUGAAUUUAACAAACGUCGUCAAUUAAUGACAGAAAUGGAAAGUAAAUUAAUGAACAUUGAUCUAACAGUCGGCCUUUUCUGUGAUGAAAUUAUGGCAUUGUAUGAUUUUCUUCCAAACCUAUUUCACACGCCAUCGUCUUCCAAAAAUUUGAUCCAAGAAAUUGCUGAACAUUUAGUAAAACUGAUGUACAAAGGUUUCGCUUUUCAUAUUCUUCGAGGACGUCCUUUACGUUGUAAAAGCAAAUUGAUUCAAGAAUGUUUACAAUAUUUGAAGCAGACGAGCCAACCACCUCUCGUUUUGACUGUCAUUGGUGAACAAUCAUCGGCCAAAUCGUCAUUAUUAAACACAACUUUCGGAUGUAAUUUUCGAGUUAGUGCAGGCAGAUGUACAAUUGGGAUGUAUAUGAGCGUUGUUUCAUGGAAAUCACAGCCCAUUGUUAUAUUUGAUACCGAAGGUUUAUUAUCGUUAGAAGAAGCUGGUUCAAUAUUUGACAAUCAAAUGGUUACAAUGGCUAUGCUGUCCUCCCACCUCGUACUUAUCAAUCACAAAGGUGAAUUUAGUUCAAAUCUAGAGAAUCUGAUCGGUAUGAGUUUUUACGCUAAACUACAAAUUCGAGCACCGAUUAAGCCAAAAUUGUUAUUUGUAUUACGUGAUCAAGCAGAUAUGCAUGCAUCUCCAACAUUUUUCCGGCAACUAGCGAAACUAAAAGAAAAUCUGUAUAAUGAUAGUAAAUUUUUAAAAUCAUCAAUAGAAGAAGAACUUGAAAUUGGAGAUAACAGUGUUAUUCUGUUGCCAAAUGCGUUCUCACAUGAUGUUAAUGCGAUAACAAAUUUACGGCAAUGCUGGAGAAAUGAAACAUUUCCGAUAGAAAUUAUCAGUUUACGUAAAACGAUAUUCGAGAAACUCAUGCAUGUUGACCAGGAACAAGCACCUUUAACAUCGACAAGUGGAAGAUCAGAAACAUCAACAGUUGAGCUCGUAUAUACGGAUAUGUCACAUUUGUAUUUAAAAAUUUCAAGUAAUUUGGAUGCAAUCGAUCGAUUGGGUCCACAAUUAUUGCAAUGUAAGACCCUUUUUGAAUUGUCAAUUAUGAAUGAACUGCAAACUAUAGCCUCAGAAAUAGUUCAGACAAAAAAUGUUGCUAUGUAUCAAGAGGGGGAGCAGCUUAUUAGUCAAGUACUAUCUGAAAUUUCAACAACCAGCUGUAUUGUAAAUCGCACACAGGUUGCCGAAGAAUUCGUAAGACAGUUAAAUUUGAAUUUUCAACGCACGCUGGACCAAGCCCGUGCUGCAUUUGCUUCUAGUACUGAAAGAAGUUGUUAUCCUCCCGAUGUUAAACAAAAAGUUGAAAGGCGUAUGGAGCCGCCUAUUAGAUGCACACAACAUUUGUUGAAAGACGAAUUUUAUGAACGUUUACAUAAAGUUUUACAAAGGACCCGCAUCAACGAAGCUCAAAAAAAACUGAUGGAUGCUGCGCAACAAGAGUUUGAUCAAAAUAAAGCCAUGGGCCUGGAUGAAUUACAAAGUCGUCUUGAAGCAAGUUUUGAACGAAUACUAAAAGAACACUAUCAAGAUCUUUUAUCGUCAAAAGAAUCAGAGAAUCAAAUAACGGAGAAAAUUUUAAAAUUUUAUAACGCAGACUGCCAAAGUAAAGCAGCAAACAUAACAAAAGAUAGUAUCUAUAAUCUACUACAACCAUUGAAUAAUGAUUGUUACAAACAUUACUUUCAAAAGUUUAUUAAUUGUUGGUCUGAGUUAAAAAAGCAAGCGAACCCAGCCGAUCCGAAUAUUUUGCGGAAGUUCUGGUCAUUUUUUUCAGGUCAUGGAGAUAAGAACGUCGAUACGAUAUGGUCUGAUUUAAAGCACAGCGUAGAGUGGUUCAGCAAUAAGAAAUCAGACAAGAACAAGAAGAUAUUUGUGAAUAUUUUAAAAUAUUUAAUAAUGAAAAUAGAGGAGGAGGUUUCAAAUUUGAUCAGUAACGCCAAAUCGUCAUCAUCAAAUCCUCGAACCGUCCAUUUUCUCUUCACCUAUGUCGAAAACGCGAUCAAUCAUGAGAUCGUCACAAACAAUCAAAAAUAUCUAAACCGACAUGAACUUUGUAUGGAUUUAGUCGUCAUUGGUCUUAAAAUAUUAAUUGAUCAAGCAAUUGCCGUUGAAGAGGCGAACUAUGAAUCAAACAUGCAAAAGUCAACGAAAGAAAUGAAAGAAUGCAAAGAAAAUUUAUCUAAACAGUAUAAUGCAAUGAAAGAUUCAUUCGAACAAGGAAAAAAUCUUGCCAACAUAGUUGGAAAACAAAUUAUCGAUGAAAUUGGACAUAUAGUACUGCGGAAAAUUGACAGUGAUGUAAAACAAGAUAUAGUUAGAAGUCAAUUUAUCAACCAUGAAGCAAUUCAAAACCAAGCUUAUGAACAAAGUAUUAGUCAAGCAAAUGGUGAAAAUAUCCUUAAAUAUGUCUAUGAUAUUAAUCGAUAUUUUAUGGAACUAAGUUUAAAAGAAAUUAAAACGACACUGAAUGCUGUAACGCAUAAUCAUACAUUGAAUUUAGAACAGUUAAUCACAGCCGCUAUUGACAAAGCCAAUGAAACUGUUGUAGCUGACAGUUGUGAGGAUACUGAAGUAGUGAAAGAUCAUGUACAUAAUGCAAUACUCGAUAUAUUGGAUCCUCAGGUUAGGUAUGAUCGUUUAUUAUUUGACGUCUUUCCAUUAUUCGAGGUAGUCCGGAUGCCAAUUCAAGACUCAGAGCGAUUUAAGAAAGGCUUUAAACAAAAUAUUCUCAAUUAUUACAAUGACAUCGCAAGUCGAGUUAUGGAAUUGACGAAAAACAUGAAAUCCGAAGCAUUUGAAAGUUGUAAAAGAAGUAUUUCUCAACAACUUGGUUGUCAAAGCCGGUGUCCCGGCUGUGGUGCCAAAUGCAGUAGGCCAGAACCUCACGAAAAAGAAAAUGUCGAACAAUGGUGUGAUCCGUGCAAAUGUCCGAUGGGUAAAUGCGUUUGCGCCCAUCCCGAUCCCAUCUUAGUCGAAGCUCAUGAAAGUACACAUCACAUAGCAAAAGCAUUUCAUGGUGGUAGGUAUUACAAAAUAUUCACACCGAAUUUAGAAUUAUGUUAUCAACGUUGGACAACUGCAACUGUAUACAUGGGUGAUGACGACGACGCAGUGAGCAUAUUUCCAGCAGCUAAAUAUUAUAAUGAAAAACAUUCAGCUUGGUACAAUGAUUUAAAUAAACAAUCUACAGUAGGAAAAGCAUGUGCAGAGAUGGUUGCACCGCCAGAUCAAAGACGAGCAUGGAUGGUUGUUCGUCAUACGCUCAUCAAACAUUAUAGUAAAUCGCAUAAAAUGAUUGAACAAAAACACUAUAACACAAAAUUAUAUCCAAGAAGUGUAGUAACUUUACCAGAAGAUUAUGAACCAACCUGGAAAGACGAAAAUUUUGAGUUGUAA
Didymodactylos carnosus is the source of this 5822-nucleotide messenger RNA. The record is from the annotation of a GenBank genome assembly. Lineage: Eukaryota; Metazoa; Rotifera; Eurotatoria; Philodinida; Philodinidae.